This is a messenger RNA of Nematocida ausubeli, 1680 nucleotides long. RefSeq lists its product as uncharacterized. Gene Ontology annotation, cellular component: nuclear pore central transport channel; nuclear pore. Gene Ontology annotation, molecular function: structural constituent of nuclear pore. Lineage: Eukaryota; Fungi; Microsporidia. The transcript has a single exon. The coding region runs from base 1 to 1680 and encodes 559 amino acids. The record is from RefSeq and is a predicted model, not a curated record. Gene Ontology annotation, biological process: nuclear pore organization; NLS-bearing protein import into nucleus; protein localization to nuclear inner membrane.
AUGUCCUUCUAUAAUAAUCAGAGUCAGUAUGGCCAGCAAGGAAUGAAUGCAAAUUCCGGGCAAAAUAACCAGGGACAGAACAGUAUGUUUGGCAAUUCCAUGCAGCAGCAGCCCAAUACUGGGUUUGGAAGUGCACAGCCAUUGAACUCUGGGCAGAACAGCAGUACAAGUCUUGUGCUGUGUAACAACUCCAACACAGCAGGAAAUACAUCAAUGCAAGGGAGUGGUAGCACAGGCGGGUUUGGCACGAACCAGGGAUAUACGCAAGGAAACAGUUUUGGAAGUGGCUUUGGAAACAGCCAAAACACGGGUGCAUUCAACAGCACAGCAUCGCAGGGCAUGGGAGGAUUUAGCAGUGGGCUUAGCAACAUGAGUGGCAUGGAUAAUAGCACAGCCCAAGGCGGAUUUGGAAACACCACAGGCAGCGGCAAUGCAUUUGGCCUUGGUGCAGGACAAGGAACAUCUGGGGGAUUUAGCAACUCCAUGAAUAAUAGCGGGCUAGGAGGCCAAAUGAACAGUGGCCUGGGAAGCAAUGGCAUUGGAGGAAACCAAAGUUUAUUAGGCGGCAGCUCUGUAGGUGGAAGUCAACUAGGCGGUGGAAUGAACAGUGGAAUGGGCAUGAACACUGGCCUAGGACUGGGAAUGAACAGUGGCCUAGGAAAUAACAGCAUGGGAAACAAUUUAGGAAAUAAUAGCACAGGCACAGGAAUGGGCAUGGGAAGCACUUUAGGGAAUAAUAGCAUGAAUACUGGAAUGGGUAUGAAUAGCAUGGGCGGAAUGAGCAGCGGCUUAGGAAACAAUGGCAUGAACAGUGGCCUGGGAAUGAGCAACGCCUUAGGAUUGGGAAGCACUCAAAUGUCUACAUCAUUUGGAGGAAGCAUGAAUGCAGAUGCAUCGCGGUCUCUUGGGGGAGGACUGGGAAGUGGAUUUGGAGCAGGGAUGUCAGGCCUUGGAUCGUCUAUGUUUAAGCCAAGCACAGGAUUUGGUUGCAAUCAGUCUUCUUCAAACAUGUCAAAUACCUUUAUAAACCCUACGCUAAAGAAUGCCACUGGCUCAAUUGAUGACGUUCAAUGCACAGUGGACUACUUGGAAAAGGCGUAUGAUAGAAACAGCGCUCUGUACAAAUUUGUCUAUACCUUCUAUAAUAUGGCAGACUCUGCUUUCCCCAACGUGCAAAGACCGCACAAUGUGUCAGUUGACGUGUGGAAUCAGGCAAUGAGUCUUAACCCUGCGCCUGGCUAUUUGUACCCAGAGAUAGUUUUCGGGUAUGAGGGUUUAGAGUCUCGGUUGGAAAAGCAAAAGGAUGUGAUUGAAAAGCUAAAAACAAGCAGACGGUAUCUAGGUGACAGACUCAAUGAACUAGUGGAGGGAGGUAUUCUACGACUAACAAACAAACUAACCAGCAUAAAUGAAAAGUAUAACGCACUUCUGGUUGAAGUGCUAGAGCAGGCUGGAAGGGCUCUUGGGCCUGAAAUAAAGAGCGUAUCCUCGCAGUACAGCCAACUAGAGAAAAGAGCAAAUCUAUUAAGCGACGGCCUGGCAUCUUUGGCUGAGAAUGCAAUAGCGUACAGAAGAGAGUUUAAUCUGGAAAAAGCAAAACAAACUGCAUCAAUACUUGAAGAGCAGAAUAAUAUUCUCAAUAACAUGCUUGCAUCUGUAAAGAAGAAGCUGGCUGAAUAA